This is a messenger RNA of Leucoraja erinaceus (little skate), 2114 nucleotides long. It is a transcript of the gene dmtn, whose product is annotated as dematin actin binding protein. Gene Ontology annotation, molecular function: actin filament binding. The coding region runs from base 436 to 1674 and encodes 412 amino acids. The record is from RefSeq and is a predicted model, not a curated record. Gene Ontology annotation, biological process: cytoskeleton organization; actin filament bundle assembly; lamellipodium assembly. NCBI's taxonomy places the organism in Eukaryota, Metazoa, Chordata, Chondrichthyes, Rajiformes, Rajidae. Gene Ontology annotation, cellular component: plasma membrane; actin cytoskeleton. The transcript has 16 exons.
GCCAGAGGUGCUGCAGGCAGCUGCAGCUAUGUGCGGCUGUGGGCGUGUGCAGGCAGCGGGCUGCAACUGACUGCAGGUCCCUCAGGAGGCUGCGAGCUGCCAAACACACGCUCUGUGCAGAUGCAGAUGCAGAUCUACGAGUCGGGUUGCCAUGGUGACAGCAGCAAGCCCAGGGUGGAGGCUGCCUUGCUGUGUGCUGAUAAGGCCUCUAGUCAGGGUGGGCACUCCCUGCACAAGCCGCCCACUGAAAUAGCUGAUGCACGAACCUCUUUUAUUCCCCCGUAUUGACGUCUGCACCAGACGCGGACUCUCAAUGUCAUCUGUCAGCGGGUCUGGGCUUCCCAGCCAGCAACUGUCAGCUGUGUAAAGUCAGUGAGAAACCAUCCACUAACCUGUGUGACCGCAAAUCCGGCUGGACUGCUGCUCCCAACGGCAAUGCAGAGGCCGGCCCAGACGUCACCGGGGAGUGUCUGCUCCAAACGGCCGCCCAGCGCGCCCGGCUCACCGGCUCCCACCAUCUCGGCUAGGAUGGAUGGGCAGGGUUACCCGUACAAGGAGCUGGCUGCCAUCCCCACAGACAAGGCCAUCCUGGAGAUUGAACGCCCGGACCUGAUGAUCUAUGAGCCUCACUAUAGCUACGUGUACGCUGAGCGCCCCGAGCCCCAGGGCUCUGCCGAGCGUCCACAUUCACCAAGGCCCAUGUCACCUCUCACCUAUCCUGAGUGUGCGAUGUACAAGGAGAGCAGGGAGUGGAUGGACGAGCGGUCUCCUGGCUCCUCACUGAGAUCUGCCUGUUCCCGCCGGAGCUACCCCCCCACCGGGAGCCUCCCUCACCACUUCCACCGGCCAGAUAUCGGCACCAACAUGUACAGGAAGCGGCCGAUCUACAAGCUGGACGAACCAUCGGCUAUGCUUCCACCGAGCAAAUACAUUGAGGAUCUCAUCAUCGAAUCGUCCAAGUUUCCGGCAGCUCAGCCUCCGGACCCCAACCUUCCCGCCAAGAUUGAGACAGAGUACUGGCCCUGCCCCCCGUCCCUCGCUGUUGUGGAGAAAGAAUGGCGGCGGAGGAUCGCCUCUAGAACAGAGGAGGAGGAGGAGGAUGAUGAUGAUGAUGAUGAUGAGGACGAGGACGAGACGAUGGGCCGUCUGCGCGAGAUUCAGCGGCAGGAACUCAACAAGAUCCAGUCAGGGUUGGGGAAGAUGAUCCUGAAGGAGGAGCUGGAGAGGCCGAAGCCGCGUGGCAGGAAAUCACGGUCACUCCCGGACAGAACCACUCGCAGCUUCUCCCCACAGGAUUCGGCCCCCAAGUCUCCCUCCCUGCCCUACCAUGGAAGGAAUGGCCUCUACAGGCUGCAGUCAGCUGACUUUGCCACCCCUCACCAACGGUACCAGAGGAGCGGGACAGAUAUCCAGAACGAGGACAGUGCGACGGGGAGGAUGGACCGAGGGACCUCAUUGCCCACCAUGCUGGAGCUGAAGAUCUACCCGUACGAGCUGCUGAAGGGGAGCAGCAUGAGGAGCAUCAACCUGCCGCACGGAGUGGACCGGCCCCGGCUGGAGCGGCACCUGAGCGUGCAGGAGUUCCAGCAGGUGUUCGGGAUGGGCAUCCAGGAGUUUGACAGCUUGCCCCAGUGGAGACGGACUGAGUUGAAGAAGAGAGCCUGCCUCUUCUGACCCACCAGGCUGCCCCCCGUACACUGUGUGUGUGUGUGUGUGUGUGUGUGUGUGUGUGUGUGUGUGUGGGUGUGCUGGCAGGCUGACCCUUGCUUACAGUCACACCCCCCUUCCGCUGGUGGUGACCCCCCCUCUUGCCCCCCCCCCCUCGCUGGCAGUGACCCUGCUGAUAAUGACCCCCCCCCCCCCCCGUAUCGUGCACAAGUCCCAGUCAAUACCUGACUGACUGAUUUAUUUGCCCCUCUCCGCGGGGGUGGAGUUGACGUGAGGGUGUUUCUGAUUUGAAUGGGGUGUGCUGCCUGCCCUCACGGACCACCACACCUACACUCACACCCACUGCUGCCCGCUCACUACCACUGACCCACACCCACUGCUGCCCGCUCACUACCACUGACCCACACCCACUGCUGCCCGCUCACUACCACUGGCCCACACCCACU